GCCGCCGCCGGGCUGCUGCUGUGGCGGGCGGCGCCCCGCGGGCUGCUGCCGGUGGCGGGCAGAGCCGUCCUUGUCACAGGAUGUGACUCAGGCUUUGGGCAGGCGACAGCCCGGCACUUGGACAUCAUGGGCUUUCGUGUGUUCGCCAGCGUGCUGGACCUGCAGAGUCCUGGCGCUCAGGAGCUGCGCCGGAGCUGCUCACCGAGGCUGACACUGCUGCAGAUGGACCUGACCAAGCCAGACGACAUCCAGCGUGUCCUGCAGCACAUCCAGGCCCACACCAACAGCACAGGACUCUGGGGCCUGGUAAACAAUGCUGGCUUCAAUGACACCAUCGCUGACGCCGAGCUCUCACCACUGUGCAAGUUCCGUGCCUGCAUGGAGGUAAACUUCUUYGGCUCCCUGGAGCUCACCAAGGGGCUGCUGCCCCUGCUCCGCUCUGCYGGCGGCCGCAUUGUCACCGUGAGCAGCCCAGCAGGUGACAUGCCCUUCCCCUGCCUGGCAGCCUAUGGAACCUCGAAGGCAGCCCUCAGCCUGCUCAUGGACACCUUCCGCAGUGAGCUCCAACCCUGGGGCAUCAAAGUCAGCCUCAUUCUGCCCGGCUACUACAAAACAGGGACAACAUGUGACCCUGCCUUCUGGAACGUGCAGAAGCAGCAGCUGUUGGCCAGUCUGCCUCAGGAGCUGCUGCAGGCCUAUGGUGAGGACUACGUAGAAGAGAUCAACCAGCAGUUCAUCCAGUUCAUGAAGGUGGCAGUGGAGGACCUCAGYGCAGUGGUGAACAGCAUCACAGAUGGGCUUCUGGCUGCCAACCCAGCUGUGCGCUACUACCCAGGGCAGGGCCUUGGGAUCAUGUAUUUCAUACACCGCUACCUGCCCUAUUUUGUCCGAGACUUGUUCUUGAAAGGAUUCUUCAUCAACCCCAAGCUGCCCCGAGCACUGCGUCGAGAGCACCACAACGACGUGAAGAAGGCCUGACCUYGGCCUGCACACAGCCUUUUCCUGGGAUUGCCAGGCACACCAGCCCCCAAGCAUUUGCGCAGCCAAAGGCACCACCCUCCUGCACUGUGGGGGAACAAUCAGCACUAGACAUUAAAAACCAAAAUUUCUUUCCAAAAUCAGGUAGAUCUAUUUUCUAUUGUCCAAGAAUCAACRUUUUCUAGAGACCUUGGUUUUGUAUUUUUUCUAACCAUGCAUCCUCCAAGAGGCCCAUCCCUGCCUGACURAGCAGCUCUGCAACCACAGGCUGGGAUGUACCUCCUCAGCUACUCACUACCUUCCUUACUGGUGUCAGAGCUGUUUGUCUCCAUCCCCUCUUGGCUGGGUCAGGGCUGGGACCCUGUGGCCUCUGCCUCCCUGCCGCUCAUUACACACUCCAUGUGCUCCCGGAGAGCGCAGGGGCUGAGACCAGGCUGCCAGUGCUGCAGAGCUCUUCGUGAGAUGAACUACGUGAUUGUCACUUUUUAAAUAAAUCCAUUCUUGAU
Molecule: messenger RNA, 1484 nt
Organism: Malurus melanocephalus (red-backed fairy wren)
Lineage: Eukaryota; Metazoa; Chordata; Aves; Passeriformes; Maluridae
Gene: HSD11B2
Product: hydroxysteroid 11-beta dehydrogenase 2
Exons: 5
Molecular function (GO): oxidoreductase activity
Source: RefSeq, a predicted model, not a curated record